AUGGGGGAUAGAAAGGGAGAUGUUAGAAUAUACGUCAUCUCUUGUUUUUUCUUUGCAUGCACAAUUGGAGGAGGAAUUUUCCUUUGCAUGUACAUAUUCCUACCAGAUUCUGAAUCUUUACCAUGGUAUCUCUUUGCAGGCAUGGCAUUGGUUGCAAUUCCAUGGCUAUCUUGGUUUCUCAUCUUGAUAUAUAGAUGCAUUAGACCUAUUAAUGUUCAAUUUGAUGAACAUCAUACAAACAAUUAUGGUAAUACUGGUGCAAUUUGGACACCAAAAUCUCCACAAACAGCUGCUACUGCUGUUAGAAGCCCUCGUGGUACAAAAUCCCCUUCUCAUUCCCCUGUUGGUGGCGGCGGUGGAGAGCGUCGUGUUCAAUUCGGCACAGUUGUGGAGGUGGGAGAUGAAUUUGGUGGCGGCAGCGAGGAAGAACACCACCAUAAUGAUGAUUUUGUUGAGCAUCAUGAGUCCAAAAAAGAACAAGACAUACCACAAACAUUGAUAACGGUUGAACACUAG
This is a messenger RNA of Medicago truncatula (barrel medic), 516 nucleotides long. RefSeq lists its product as uncharacterized. NCBI's taxonomy places the organism in Eukaryota, Viridiplantae, Streptophyta, Magnoliopsida, Fabales, Fabaceae. The transcript has a single exon. The coding region runs from base 1 to 516 and encodes 171 amino acids. The record is from RefSeq and is a predicted model, not a curated record.